Molecule: messenger RNA, 2253 nt
Organism: Chaetomium strumarium
Lineage: Eukaryota; Fungi; Ascomycota; Sordariomycetes; Sordariales; Chaetomiaceae
Product: histone deacetylase-like protein
Exons: 5
Coding region: 1-2253 (750 amino acids)
Biological process (GO): negative regulation of transcription by RNA polymerase II
Cellular component (GO): histone deacetylase complex
Molecular function (GO): histone deacetylase activity; transcription factor binding
Source: RefSeq, a predicted model, not a curated record
AUGGAGGAGAGCGAUAAUGAUAUCGUCAUGGAUGGUGAGGACCGACGCAUGGCUGAUGGCUCUUCUGGCGCCAACGGGUUUCUAGAUCCGACAACUGGAGAAAGCUCGCUAGAGACCACGAACGGUCACAGCGCAGAUGGCACGGCACAAGAUGAAGACCGUGAAUCCGAUCCGACUGCCUACCCUGAGCAUCUACGCCGGCGCGGCCUGCUCCCGACGGGUUGCUGUUAUGAUGAUCGCAUGAAACUACAUGCCAAUGCGGACUUUGGUCCCAGCCCCCAUCAUCCCGAGGACCCAUCUCGUAUCGAAUAUAUAAUGAAGACUUUUAAGAAAGCUGGACUAGUGUUCACCGGUUCCGAUGCGGAACUCAUCCGCAUCAUACAGACAGAGCCGAACAAAUACAUGUGGCGCAUCCCGGCCAGGGAAGCGACGAAAGAAGAAAUCUGCACCGUUCACCAUCCGAGCCACUACUUGUGGGUUGAGCAGCUGUCCCGCAUGUCAACACACGAGCUCCGCCAGCUUUCCAAGGAAAAGGACCAAGGAAGGGACUCCUUGUAUGUCGGCAGCAUGACAUACGAGGCCUCGCUGAUCUCGGCCGGCGGCGCCAUUGAGACAUGCAAGAGCGUGGUUGCCGGGACCGUCAAAAACGCUUUUGCUGUCAUCCGACCGCCGGGACACCACGCCGAGUUCGACUGCGCCAUGGGGUUCUGUCUGUUCAACAACGUGCCCAUCGCGGCCAAGAUCUGCCAGGCUGAUUACCCGGAUCUAUGCCGCAAAAUCCUUAUCCUGGACUGGGACGUCCAUCACGGCAACGGCAUCCAGAACCUGUUUUAUGACGAUCCUAACAUCCUUUAUAUCUCGCUCCACGUAUACCAGAACGGCAUGUUCUACCCCGGCCAGCCAGACAACCCGAUGACCCCCGACGGCGGCCUCGAGCACUGUGGUGCCGGGCCGGGCCUGGGCAAAAACGUUAAUAUCGGCUGGCAUGAGCAAGGCAUGGGUGAUGGCGAGUACAUGGCGGCCUUCCAGAAGAUCGUCAUGCCCAUCGCUCACGAGUUCAACCCCGACCUGGUCAUCAUUUCAGCCGGCUUCGACGCAGCGGCCGGAGACGAGCUCGGGGCCUGCUUCGUCUCGCCCGCCUGCUAUGCGCACAUGACGCACAUGCUGAUGUCGCUUGCCGGCGGCAAGGUGGCCGUGUGUUUGGAAGGCGGAUACGAUCUCGAAGCCAUCUCGAAGUCGGCGCUGGCCGUAGCGCAGACUCUCAUGGGCGAGCCUCCCCCGAAGAUGGAGAUCCCCAAGAUCUGCCGGGAAGCGGCCAAGGUGCUGGCCAAGGUGCAGGCAUACCAGGCGCCGUACUGGGAGUGCAUGCGGCCCGGUGUUGUGGAUGUCCAGGACCUGCAGGCACAGGAGUCGUACCGUCUGCACGAUGUGGUUCGGACGGCGCAGCGGCAGGUUUUAUCGCAGAAGCACGGAAUGCUGCCGCUGUAUAUCCAGCGAGACGUGCUCUUCAAGUCAUUUGAGAACCAGGUGCUGGUCACGAGGAACCUAUACGCGGCGCGAAAAAUCCUCGUUGUCAUUCAUGACCCACCGGAGCUGCAUGGCCAGCCGGAUCCAUUGGACAACUCUUUGGAGGCGCAUAAUGCGUGGAUCACGGACGGCGUCACUCGGUACAUCGACUGGGCCGUCAGCAACGGUUUUGGGGUUAUGGACGUCAAUGUGCCCCGUUAUAUCACGCACCCAGAGGACACGGAACCGUACAUCCCAAAAGCGGAUGAGCGCACCCUCCAGGCACAGAUCCAGGAGCUGAUGUGCUACAUCUGGGACAACUACCUUCAAUUGUACGAUAACGUGGAAGACAUCUUCCUCAUGGGCGUCGGAAACGCCUACCUCGGCGUCAAGAUGCUGCUCAUUAGCAGAUUAGACGUCAAGUCGCGCGUCUCGGGCGUUGUCAACUUUGUCAAUGGCAGCCUGCGUCCAGUCAAGUCGGACGCCGACCAGGACCUCUCGUCGUGGUACAAGGAGAACUCGCAGGUAUACGUGGCCAAUGACCACGCUUGCUGGGCCGACCCGGACCUCACGCGGAAGGUGAUGAAGCGCCGGUUCGGAAAUGUCAUUCGCAGUCACGCUAGCGGGCUCACGCCAAUGAUGGCGGAGCACUUCACUGACGUGCGUCACUUCAUUACGGAGCGGGUUGGGGAGCGCGAGGGUGACGCGGCGGGAGAUACCACGGAGGACGAGAACCGAGCGGAUUAG